Messenger RNA from Asparagus officinalis (garden asparagus), 785 nucleotides. Its product is annotated as small nuclear ribonucleoprotein Sm D1-like. The transcript has 4 exons. Gene Ontology annotation, cellular component: U12-type spliceosomal complex; SMN-Sm protein complex; spliceosomal tri-snRNP complex. Gene Ontology annotation, biological process: spliceosomal snRNP assembly; RNA processing. Bases 111 to 455 code for a protein of 114 amino acids. The record is from RefSeq and is a predicted model, not a curated record. Gene Ontology annotation, molecular function: RNA binding. Lineage: Eukaryota; Viridiplantae; Streptophyta; Magnoliopsida; Asparagales; Asparagaceae.
AGAGGAUUUUCCCUUAAAAAAAAAACCCGUUUUCCCUUUUCUCGUUGGAGCCCUAGCGAGCUUCGUCGUCUCUCUCCUCUCCCAUCCUCGCUGUCGAUCUCUCUUUCAAAAUGAAGCUCGUAAGGUUUUUGAUGAAGCUGAACAAUGAGACGGUCUCAAUCGAGCUCAAGAAUGGCACCAUCGUCCAUGGAACCAUCACAGGAGUUGAUAUCAGUAUGAACACACAUUUGAAGACUGUGAAGCUCACAUUAAAAGGAAAGAACCCAGUUACACUUGAUCACCUGAGUGUUAGAGGAAACAACAUCAGAUACUAUAUUCUCCCUGACAGCUUAAAUCUUGAGACUUUACUGGUUGAGGAGACACCAAGGGUUAAGCCCAAGAAGCCAACUGCAGGGAGACCGUUGGGACGAGGGAGGGGAAGAGGCCGUGGUCGUGGACGUGGCAGAGGCCGUUAACUGCAUCUGCUUCAGUUUCUCUGAAUGCAGCAUUGGUUCUCUACUAAUGUCUAAUGGCAGUCUUUUAAUUUGCAAGAUAAUUGCACUUAUUAGCUGUAUUUCCUAUAACCAAUGACUGUGUUUUGGCGAGAUGUAGUAGUAGAUUUGGUAAUUUGGUAUCACUCAACUUUUGUUGUAAGUUUUCAGUAGACCAUACGACAAAAUUCACCCUAUUAGUUUUCAGAUUUGCACUUGGGGGGUGGGGGGGUAAGUGCUUCAACUGUUUGUUUCGUUUAGCUUGAAAAUUUUAAAGUUAUGUAUUUUCGUUGCCGAACACAGAGUAUUUACAUC